Cyanistes caeruleus (blue tit) is the source of this 5771-nucleotide messenger RNA. The record is from RefSeq and is a predicted model, not a curated record. NCBI's taxonomy places the organism in Eukaryota, Metazoa, Chordata, Aves, Passeriformes, Paridae.
CCCUCCCGCAGGUACAUGGGCGCCGUGGGCUCGUCGCGGGUCAUGUGCGACAACGUGCCGGGCCUGGUGAGCCGGCAGCGGCAGCUGUGCCGCCGGCACCCCGAGGCCAUGCUCUCCAUCGGCCGCGGCGUGGCCGCCUGGACGGCCGAGUGCCAGCACCAGUUCCGCCGGCACCGCUGGGAUUGCAACGCCCUGGAGCGGGGGCAGCGCCUCCUCGGCCGCGUCCUGCUGCGCAGUAGUCGAGAAUCUGCUUUCGUCCACGCCAUCUCCUCUGCUGGAGUUGUUUUUGCCAUCACCAGGGCAUGUAGCCAAGGGGAGCUGAAAUCCUGCUCCUGUGAUCCCAAGAAGAAAGGCUCUGCCAAGGACAGCAAGGGCCAUUUUGACUGGGGUGGCUGCAGUGAUAACAUUGACUAUGGCAUUAAAUUUGCCAGAGCCUUUGUGGAUGCCAAGGAACGGAAAGGAAAAGAUGCCAGGGCACUGAUGAACCUUCACAACAACAGAGCUGGAAGGAAGGCUGUGAAGCGGUUUUUGAAACAGGAGUGCAAAUGUCACGGUGUGAGUGGAUCGUGUACUCUAAGGACCUGCUGGCUGGCCAUGGCAGACUUUAGGAAAACAGGAGAUUAUCUGUGGAAGAAAUACAAUGGAGCAAUUCAGGUGGUCAUGAAUCAAGAUGGCACAGGUUUCACUGUGGCUAAUAAGAAAUUUAAGAAGCCAACUAAGAAUGACCUGGUAUACUUUGAGAGCUCUCCAGACUACUGUAUCAGGGACAGGGAUGUAGGGUCCCUUGGGACAGCUGGUCGGGUGUGCAACCAAACCUCGCGUGGCAUGGACAGCUGUGAAGUGAUGUGCUGCGGGAGAGGCUACGACACCUCCCGCGUCAGCAGGAUGACAAAAUGCGAGUGCAAAUUCCACUGGUGUUGUGCUGUGCGCUGCCAGGACUGCCUGGAGGUGGUGGACAUUCACACCUGCAAAGCGCCAAAGAGCGCUGGCUGGAUUUCCCGGACAUGACGCACAGGCUACUGAUGGCUGAGGACCACAGCCUUUGCCCUUCCUGGCCCACGCAGGGAAUGCAUCAGAGGUCGUUUUUACUUUUAUGCCUGUUUUGCCUUUGUUGUUCAUUGCACAGAAGCUGCUGAAAAAUUGAUAUAAACCCUGCAGCAUUUACUUCACAUUUCUGCAUGACAGUGUUGCUGCAGAGUUGUCUCCGCAUGAACUGAUGCAGCUCUGGAAGGAUGUACUUAUGCCAGGACUGUUCCAACUACUGUGUAACUCUCCUCCAGAAUCCGAGUGGCAAUUCAUUCCUGCCAUCAGGAACACAAGAAGAUAGAAAAUACGGCACUUUUACAAGAUCACCGCCACCAGCUGCAUGGACUGGGCUUGCUCAAGCAUCUUCUGAACGAUUUUGGGCAGGUCACAGUUGAGUCCUGGAUACCAAAUGGCUCAGGACUUUGAGCACUGGUUGGUGAUUUCCCCAUGAAAGAAAAUUUGCAGCCAGAUUGGUGAAAAACUUAACUGGAAGGUGUUUGUUCAUCCCUAGUGGACUGGAGUUUCCAGUAAGGUGGCCACCUGAGGCCACCCUGGCCACCAUUAGCCCACUGUGGCUUCCUGUGGGGCAGGAAUUGGCCCAUGGCCUAAAACAAAGGAAACUGCAGGAGAUGUAUUCAGCCACAACACUUUGAUGAACUAUUGGAAUCAAAGAAAAUGUCAUAGUUAUAUGUUUGUGAAAACUUGCCUUAAAAGCUUUUAAAAGGUAAUGAAUAUUAACUGCUGAGGAUUUUUUGUUUCCUGACCUAAAGGAUUGAAGAGAAUGGUUUUUCACCCUAGUGAAAUCUGGGUACAGGACACUCGACUACCUAAGGAUAAGGUUUCCACUUUUUCACCUACACAAUAGUGGAAAAAUGUUUACGAACAGUGUUGGAGAAGGAAAUGCCUUGCCUUAGUAAUGACUUGGAUUCUAAAGUAGUUACCAGCUUCUAUGUUCUUUUAAAGUUAAUAGAUCUAUUAAAUGUGCUCAAAAUUAUACUUUCUACUCAGAUGGCAAAAUUUGAAUUAGAUUUUUUCUGCAUAUUUUCUGCAAAGCUACAUGCCUAUGAUUUGGAGUGUAUUAGCUUGCAGUGGAGGCAAUUACAGGUUGUGCCAGGUCCAUAUGCUGGGCUGGGAUCAGCACAAAACAACAAGUUGCUGUAAAGAUGUGCAGGCUUAUGAAGCCCAGAAAUUGCAGCCUUGGUGGAAAGGAACCAGGUCAGAGAGGGACCAGCUGUCUCUCCUCAGGGCAGAGACCAGCAACAUGAACCAGAAGAAAAAUGGGCUCUGUACCAGUAAGUAUAAGGCUCUGAAAAAGAAUCCAUGAAAAGUAGAGACAGGCAAGGUAAUGAAAAAGUAACAUAGGAAAAGGAGGUUGAAUGAGUGAUAGAACACACUGUAGAUGAAGGUGAAAUUUCCAUGUGAAAACAAAAUAGACUGGAAGAACCCUGCAGGUACAAGCAGUGCAAGAAAAAAUAAUAUCCAAGUAGCUAACCAGGGCAAUAAAGUGAAUACUCUGUGUAUGUUCUGGUUUUGGAACUUUCUUAAAAGACUAUUUAAAAAGAAGGGUGUUUGGCAUUAAGUGGUCUUGAGGGAGCAGUCAUUUACAUCUGCAAGGCUUUAAAAAAAAAGUUUAUAUAAUUAAAAUGGGCAAUUCAUCUCCAGAAGGCACAGCUGGUGUUAAAAGAUUAGGAGGCUCCAGAAAGUUCUUUUUUGGACAAUGAGAUAAUGUUUCAGUUAGUGUAUAUGGAAAUGAUCAUGGCUAGAGGUAACAAUCAUCACACUUCUGUCUAAAAACCAACUGCUGUUGGGAACAGCCCUGCCCACGUGUCCCUGCACGUGCAGUGUAUGUAUAAUGUGUAUUUAUGUGCCCACAGGCAGCUCAGGGCUUAUACUGCUGGCCUCUUCAUUGCUGCCAAUUCUGGCUCUGGGCUGGAUAAGGAAAAAUUCAUAUCUAAUUGUAUUUAAAGGUGAGCUCCAAGGAGAAUUUUUAUUGGGAUUUCACUGCGAAAUGAAAUCCACAUGUAGUUUGUAGCCUCAACAAUAUCAUACUUUAAGCCUUAAGGAAUUUAAAAGCAGUAUAAUAAUUUUUAACCUUUUAGAGCCUUUUUUUUUUUUUUAAAAGAUUCAGGGAGCCUGAGUGGUCUAAAAGAACCUAUUUAAUAAAACUGAAAAUAUUUUAAUGUUCUGGAAAAAAGAAAAAAGGCUCAUUCUUACAAGAGAACUUGUUCUAGGUAGUUGAAUGAAGGGUAAUGAAAUCAGAUCUCUUCUCAAAUAUUCCAGAAAAAUCAACUCAUCUGAAUUCUGCAGUCCCAGAUAAAGUGUUUUCGAGUCACUGUAUUAAAGGUGUAUUAACUUUUAUUCCCAAACCUGGUCCUCUUCCGCUAAGGCACAUUUUCCUGUUCCAAACCUUCCUCUGGAUCAGAGACCUGUGGUUCCUGAAGGCUGGUCUUACCAGUAGGACCAGGACAAUGGGGGCAUUGAGUCCCUUGGCCUUUUCGGUGUCUUUUGUCACUCUGUCCAGCAGCAAGCCCACUCAGGUGUGCACAGCAGGCUGAUGUUCCCAUUUGGGGCAUGUGAUAAACCGUGAUGCAAUGCCUGCAUCAAAACUGCUUCACCAGAGGAAACCCACAAUACUUCACAGCAUAACAAAUGGGUAAAUGCUAAGCUGGUCACUUACUUGAUGACAGUUUUUUCUGGAUUUAUGCUUUUUGGGGUUUUUAAGAGCUCAAGGUAGACUUCUUACAGUUGUAGGCAUUUCUGCUGCCUCUUCCACAAAGAAAUGCACUCCCAGAAACUUCUUCUGUUUCUUAUUGGCAAAAGACACUCAAAGAUUUAAAUAUUGCUAGAAAGGCCCCUCCAUGAUCUUAAGCAAAUCCAACAAAGAAUAUAAGAGGGGAAAUAAAAGAGGAAAUAAAAAAAGAAGAAACAGAAAUAGGCAUGGCAAAUGAAAUAAUACUGUAGUUUUGUUCUAUGGAAUAAAUUUAUUCAUGUAUUUAGUCAUGAAGAGGAAACAGCUGUCUCUGGGUAGACAUUUUAGUGUCAGAGUAAUGUUAGCUGAAGCUAAAGGUUGUAGGAUUAUUUUUUUAAAUACUCAGUCCAAUUUUCUCGAGGGAGUUCCCUUUAAUUUGCUGCAUGAACUCAGGAUCUAGCAGCGCCCUGAAAAGCCGUUAGCCUGCCAAGCAUUUUGGGAUUGCUCCCUCCCCACUAUUUUCAGCAAACUUUACCCUAAAAAGUGUGUUUGGCUGUCAUAGGUGAAAUCUUGUAAAAAAAAAAGUUUAAUUUUCUUUUACUACAUGGAAAAUGAGGAAUGACUUAGCAAUGGUGGUGUAUAUUAGGGCAUGUGGGCAUUGAAGGUUGAGAGAUUGCUGCUUUUUCUUUUCCUGGAAAAAUAACAGAAAGUAUCUCAUCCUGGCCUCCCAUCCCCGUGUGUAUUUGUUUGCAGAUGUGAAUUAGAAGUAAAAGGCUGCAUUUCUGGUCCUGUGCUGCACAGCUGCUGAAGGGCAUCCAGCUGCGUGCCCACACCACAGCUGUUGGUUGCUGCCUGCGGGCUUCAUGUCCAGCUUGUUCAGUGUAUGGUGGCAAGGGGAAGAGGAAUGUUCGAGGAUUAGUGAAGAUCUGGAUCUGGGGAGGGUGCUUUUGCUAAGAAAAACUAGCUCUUACUCCACUGUGGCAGCACAAAUGUACCGAUACUCACUCUUCACCAUGGUGUUUGUCCUGCACUCUUGGGAAGGGCUUUAUGCAGGUGGUGGCUGCAUCCAAGGGCAGAAGUGGUUUUGUGGUCACAUGUCUCAGCCUGCAGGUUUUACCUGCCACUUCAAAUGAUAGAAAUUUCUGAUAUUAUUAUCAGAAAGACAGAGGCAGCUCAUGGGCUGUAACCACAAACGUGAUUUUGGGUUGUUUCUUUUGUGUAACAGCUCAUUUGCCUGGGGAAAUGGAUGCAACUUCAUAAAGUUAAGAUCUCUUGUGAGAAACGAGCAAAUGCAUAUGAAUCAAUACAUUGACAGCUCCCUCUGUGGUGGGAGCUGGGCAGGAGCCCUGCUGGAGGCUGGGUGGAGCUAGGGCUACAUUUUACAAUCUGCUGUAACUACAGCCACUGAGGUUUUCAGGGCCACCACAGGGUGACAGCCAAGGGGUGUGUGUGGCGUGUGCAAGAGGUGCAGCUUCCUUUGGAUGCUUAGCUUCUGCAGGUUUCUUCAACGUGGCAAAACUCCUGAUAACCUUCCUCCUUUCUGCUAGGGUAAGGACAUGGUCUGGAAAACAGUCUGUAUGUUGAGCAUACUCACCAAAUGAUGAGAGGGAAAGCUGCAGCUCUCCCCUUGGUGUAGCACUCUGAGUGCAGUUCCUGCCAGGGAGCAGCUGUAAAUCUAUCCAGUGGGAGGAAGGGACAGAAGGGGACCAGAUUGACUUGGCACUCCCAGGGAGGUCCUCUCCUUUUUUGUUCUAUGCAGGUUAUAGUGUAAAGAGAUAAUGUGCAUACAAAUUCUAUUAAGUUGUCUUUAAAGAAAAAAAAUCAGGAACUGCUAACAUUUGAAGUUAAAAAGCUUUCUCCACCCCUAAAUUUGAAGAUGAGUUAUUAUCUGAACCAGAUUUCCACAAGGCUCAUCUCUGCACUAAGCCAGAGGCUUUCCAUCAUUAUAAUCAUGGGCUGUGUUUACUUUAUCAUCUAAGCCAUACUGAACUUCACAGGAAACAUGUCAGAGGCAGCAAAGCCCAAGGCAAUAAACUCUGCCCAAUGAAAAAGAAAA